AUGUCCGCACCAACCCUCCGACGAUCCUUUACCACCUUCAAUGCCCGCCUCGGCAAGCAGACUUCCUCGGCUCAGAUCUGUCGCCGCAGCGGCAGCGCAUUGCAGAAUGGAACCACGGUUUUGGCGCUGAGAGCGGCUCGUGCUGGACAGAGAGGUCUCUGGACAUCAUCGAGGACUAGUGUAGUUGCGCCCCUGUGCACCAGUUUCACCCCCCAGGAUUUCGUCCGCUGGAAUAGCGGCAAGAGCGGGCAGGGGUGGAAACAAUGGAAAUUCGAAGACAUCAACGCCUCCCUCCCUGCCGACACUCCCAACUCCCCCUCCCAGAACCCCCAAAAGAACCUAAUCCUCGUCGACGUCCGUGAACCCGCCGAACUAAAAGGUGGCAUCCUCCCCUCCGCCGUCGCUGUUCCGCUAGCCUCUCAACCAGAUGCGCUCUUCUUAUCCCCAGACGAAUUCGAAACGCGCUUUGGAUACCCGAAGCCUGGUGUGGGUGAGGAGGGGGAUAUUGUGUUUUAUUGUAAGGCGGGGGUUAGGGCGCGGGCGGCAGCACAAUUGGCUGUGCAGGCGGGGUAUGAUGUCGAGAGGGUAGGGGUUUAUGAUGGGAGUUGGUUGGAUUGGGUUAAGAGAGGUGGGAAGGUUGAGGAGUGGGAGGGGGAGGACUAUUGA
Molecule: messenger RNA, 666 nt
Organism: Aspergillus ruber CBS 135680
Lineage: Eukaryota; Fungi; Ascomycota; Eurotiomycetes; Eurotiales; Aspergillaceae
Product: rhodanese-like domain-containing protein
Exons: 2
Coding region: 1-666 (221 amino acids)
Cellular component (GO): mitochondrion
Molecular function (GO): thiosulfate-cyanide sulfurtransferase activity
Source: RefSeq, a predicted model, not a curated record